Linum tenue is the source of this 942-nucleotide messenger RNA. Lineage: Eukaryota; Viridiplantae; Streptophyta; Magnoliopsida; Malpighiales; Linaceae. The record is from the annotation of a GenBank genome assembly.
CGGGGAAACCUUCUCACUUCACUCUUCAUUUCUUUUCUUCAAGAACUCUUCACCCACAUUCAUCAUUUUUAUUAUUGGGGAAAAAGAUUACAAAAACUACAAGCCAGAACGUAACUAAUGCGGUUGCGCGCGUUAAUUACCACGUGCUUCUCAUCAGUUUUUUUUUUUUUUAAAUUCUUAGGAAAAAUUAAAAAACGUACAAACCAGAACGUAACGAACAUUGCCGGCCGGCCGCCGACUUAUUUCCUCGCACGGACAUGCCUGCCGCCACCUCACUGCCACGGCCACGGCCACGGCCACUUCCACCCGUCGUCUCCGCCACCUGUCUCCUCCCCAUUGGCCAUGUCGACCCUCUUCCACUCCCCCGCCGCCGGUUUGACCCCGUACUUCGACCACCCAAAGUAAUCAUUCACCCUCACCUUCUUCACCGUCGCCCCGCCGACGUUGACCAGACAGAGCCCCUGGCGGUUGGCCAUCAGGUAGCUCUUCUUCCCCCUGUCCGCCUCCCUCUCCGCCGCCAGGUCGUUGAAAAGCUCCGUCAGCCGCUCGCCCUGAAUCGUGACGCCGUUAACCUCGACCGCCUCGUGGGUGGCCAGGCCCUGGCGCAGCUGGUCCGGGUCGUUGCUCACCCGGGCCAACUGGCCGACCCAGCCGUCGUCGCCGGCUCGGGUGAUGUCGAACCCGUUUGGGUCGCCCUUGUACUCGGAGACGUAGAGGGCCACGAUUUUGCCCGCGCUGGUCUUCUCGUCUUUGGUGGCGGUGUGGAUGAAUUGCUUGUCCGACGCCAAGCUGAACGUUUUCGCCAUUUUUUUUUUGUGUGUGUGUGUGAGGAUGUUUGUAUGGAUUUUCGGUCUAGUUCGAUUAGAAUGCAGAUGGGAUGAAAGGUUUUUGGUGAUGUGUAUUUAUAGGGCCGGGAUGAAUGCAUGCGUGACACGACUCACA